AUUUCGACCCAAAUACACCAAGAAGGAGAGAAGAGCUCUGCAAACUUCAUCUCCAUAGCCCAAAUCCGAACUCAAGCUAAAGGGAGUCCAAGAAGAAAGUUUAAGAAGGAAAAAGCUAGGAAAAGGGUGUGAGAAUUAAGGAACUUGAUUUAAAGUAUUUUUGAGCCUCGCCGGAGUUUCGUCGGAGUUGGUCAAAGUUCGCCGGAGUUGGUCAAAGUCGCCGGAGUUGGUCAAAGUUCAAUCAAGAAACGUAGAACGCGCUUAAGCUUAAUUAAGUUUCAGGUAGAACUUGAAGGUUGCUACCACCAGCCGCUGCUUCGGGAAGUUUCUGAGGAGAAGACUUGACGCCUUGUAUAGUAUGGAGGAGUCGGACUGCGGUUGACUAUUCGUACUGUACGGCGGGUUGUUGACGUGUCCGGGUAGGUCCGGGGCGUGACAGUUUCCACAUGAAGAAACAGAUUGUUGAAGUUUUGGACAACGUAGUCGAUCAAAUGCGGUUGGAUGAAAAAUAUGGUGAAAUGUCAUACACAUUGAGAGAUAUGUUUGUGGACUACUUUACUGAAGUGGGGCUUGAUAAUGACUCCAAUACAUUUUACAAGCCAAAUCUAAAGAGAUUGACAAUGAACUGGAGAGAAGCUAAUAAUGUGCAUGAUUAUGGCUUGUGGAGCAUGAGGCAUAUGGAGACCUACAUGGGCAAAGGCGUCAAGGGUUGGGAUUGUGGAGUGAAGAAAGGAGAUGCAAAGGAACUGAGUGCAUUACGAGUGAGGUAUUGUGCAGUACUCAUCACAUCAGACGUGAAUGAGAUGAAAGACAAGAACUUGGAUGAAGUGAAGUCAUUUGCGAAGGGGAAAAAUAUUAAGAAAUAGAUGUGAAUUUGGGACUAAACAAUUGUUAGAUGCCUUGAACAUUUGAUUGCGUGAAUUUGGGACUAAUUAUUGUGCUUGAACUUUUAUAUUGCGUGAGGCGUAUUUGUUUUUUUAAAAGGCGUGAUGCCUUGAACAUUUGAUUUUGUUGGUUACCAACACAAUUGGCGUUUUUCGAAUAUAAUUUAAUUUGGUUUAGACAUUA
Messenger RNA from Cuscuta europaea, 1068 nucleotides. Lineage: Eukaryota; Viridiplantae; Streptophyta; Magnoliopsida; Solanales; Convolvulaceae. The record is from the annotation of a GenBank genome assembly.